This is a messenger RNA of Pelodiscus sinensis (Chinese soft-shelled turtle), 2362 nucleotides long. Lineage: Eukaryota; Metazoa; Chordata; Testudines; Trionychidae. The record is from RefSeq and is a predicted model, not a curated record.
GCGCAGCUGCAGCUCUUGCGCUCUCCUGGCUUCCUAAGUUCCAGGGGCUCCUAAAGCCAGGCAGCGCCCGCAGCGGAGCCCGACUGAGGAGAUCCAUGCUCACGGUACCUCCAUCAGGAAGUCAGAAGGAGGACAGAGAGAGAAAGCACCAUGUCUUCAAUUGCAGCUUACUACAAUGGAAAGACCGUACUCAUCACAGGAGCCACAGGCUUCAUGGGAAAAGUACUGAUAGAAAAGCUGCUGCGCUCCAGCCCUGAUGUGGAAGCUGUAUAUAUCCUUGUGAGGCCAAAGGCAGGACAAUCAAUGCAAGAGAGAGUGGCAAAUAUGGUGAAAUCCAAGGUCUUUGACAGAGUCCGGGAAGAUUGUCCUAACUUCCAGGAGAAGAUUAAACCUAUUAAUUCAGAACUCACCCAGCCAAAUCUGGCCAUCAGCACCAAGGACUCACAAGAGCUCUUGUCCAGGGUCAAUAUUGUCUUCCACUGUGCAGCAACUGUUCGCUUUGAUGAGCCACUAAAACAUGCCCUGCUGCUGAAUGUCAUGGGCACACAACAGCUCCUGUUGCUGGCCCGGCAGAUGCAGAAGCUUGAGGCCUUUAUCCACAUCUCCACUGCCUAUGCAAAUUGUAAUAGGAGAAAUAUCGAUGAAGUCAUCUACCCUCCACCUGUUGAGACCAAGAAGCUCUGCGACUUAGUGGAGUGGAUGGAUGAAUCAAUCAUUCAAGAGAUCACACCCAAGCUGAUUGGGGACUGGCCCAACACAUAUACCUACACCAAAGCCUUGGCAGAGUACCUGGUCCAGCAACAGAAAGAGCACUUCAACAUUGCCAUCAUCAGGCCAUCCAUCGUGGGAGCCAGCUGGCAUGAGCCUUUUCCAGGUUGGAUUGACAACUUCAAUGGAGCAAGCGGAAUGAUUAUUGCGGCUGGUAAAGGCAUUCUGCAAACUGUCAAAGUCAAUCAUGAUGCAGUAGCUGAUCUGAUUCCAGUCGAUGUUGUCAUCAACCUCACCCUGGCGGCUGGGUGGUACACUGCAGUUCACAGACCAAAAUCAAUGCUGGUAUACAACUGUACAACAGGUGGAAUCAACCCUUUCUGCUGGGGAGAGAUAGGAUACCAUGUCAUAUCCACAUUCAAGAGGAACCCUCUUGAACAGGCCUUCAGAAUACCCAGGGCUCAGACGACCUCAAACUACCUGAUAAACCAGUACUGGAUAGCAGUCAGUCAUAAGGCUCCAGCCAUGCUCUAUGACUUGUACAUGAGGUUAACAGGAAGAAAGCCCAGGAUGAUGAAGAUCUUCAAUCGGCUGCACAAGUCUAUGAUGCUGCUGGAAUAUUUUACCUGUCAGUCCUGGGAGUGGUCUUCUGAUAAUAUGAACAUGCUAAUGGCCCAGCUCAGUCCAGAGGACAGGAGAUUAUUCAACUUUGAUGUGCGCCAGCUGCAUUGGUCAGAAUACAUUGAAAAUUAUUGCAUAGGUGCGAAGAAGUAUCUGCUGAAUGAGGACAUGUCUGGGAUUCCUGCAGCAAAGCAGCACUUACGAAAGCUAAGGAACAUCCAGUAUGCAUUCAACACCACCCUCCUUGUGAUCAUCUGGCGCAUUUUCAUUGCAAGGUCACAGAUGGCUCGCAACAUCUGGUACUUCGUUGUGAGCCUCUGCUAUAAAUUCCUUUCCUAUUUCAGGGCAUCAAGCACCCUCAGACAUUGAAAUAGUCCAUCAGCAGUCAACCUCUUCCAAAAGGACCUUCCUCUCCUCUAAACAGCAUCUGUGGGCAUCUGGGCUUGAAAGUAGCAAGGAAUUCACCACCACGAACAGCAGCCUGCAGUCCAUCUGUCCUGUUAAUCCGAUCACAAUUAUCUUUUUACUAAUGCUUUAACAUGUGUGAUGGUCUUUCCUCCAUAGGACCAGGCUAAUUUAAAGCCAUAACUAAAGCUUUAGGCACUGGUCAUUCUAGGUGUCUUGUCUAGUUUCUAUGUGUAAGACGAUGGAUUAACCAAAGCUGCCAUGUUUCUAUCCAAAGUGUAAGACCUAGACACUCUCAUCCCCAUUUCCCUCUUUAGUAGUUCCAGACUUUAACGGCAUAGAAAUUAAGAAAGAAAUAUGAUGGGACAAGGGAAUAUCAAAGAAAUAAAUCAGUGAGAAGUUUUCUUAAAUGCAAUUCAUAAAGACUAGCUCAAUUAAACCAAAUGGACCAAAUAUUUGAUUAGAUUAUGAAAUGAUGUUUUCCAUGUCACUCAAAGCUAAGUAAUGAAAAAAGUAAACUGUGGAUGGCUGAUGAAUGUGGUUUAGAUCUCUUUUAUGUUGCUAAGAACUGAUACUUUCAAGCCCUCAUUGAAGAAGUAUACAGAAGCUAGAUUGUGUUCAUGCUGAC